Molecule: messenger RNA, 4200 nt
Organism: Bicyclus anynana (squinting bush brown)
Lineage: Eukaryota; Metazoa; Arthropoda; Insecta; Lepidoptera; Nymphalidae
Product: CLIP domain-containing serine protease B4
Exons: 7
Coding region: 105-1361 (418 amino acids)
Biological process (GO): proteolysis
Molecular function (GO): serine-type endopeptidase activity
Source: RefSeq, a predicted model, not a curated record
AGCAGGAAAACCAGUCAGUAAUAUCCUGUCAGUGUACCGUACCGUAGUGUGUUUAGUGUACCAACGUAAUAACAACAAAAUUAAUUGUUUACGAAUCAUUUACGAUGACGGAUUAUAUAAAAAUAUCGACAUUACUAUUAGUAAUACUCUCCACUGUUAAUGCACAAAUGAUCAAGCAAAAUUUGUGCGCCAAAAGCACAGAUACCUGUCAACUUCUCACGGAGUGUGACUUCGCCCUAAAGUUGAUAAAUAGUAUCAGAGACAACGUAUCAACCAAAGGACCUAUUAUACAAAAGUUGCAAGAAUUGCAUUGUGGAUUUAGAGGAAGAAGCCCACUGGUCUGCUGCUCAAGUACUCCAUCAGAUGGCUCCAUAGUGUACUACCAAACUGAAGAUACAGCCACAAAUCGACCAAAACCCCUAACAACGACUACUCCUAUGCCAAUGACAACGGAGCCAUCAAAAAUUGCGGUCGUGCCACCCAGCACUGUAUCAGAACUCACAGUAGAAACCGCAUCUCCAGUGGAACCCGACGUUUUCCCGGGUAGAAACAUUUGUGGGCAAUCGAUCAGCAAUGACAAAAUCAUAGGCGGCUCUAUCACUGCCAUAGACGAGUACCCGUGGAUGGCGCGAAUUAAAUACUUAGUCCAAAAUAGUGAUGGCAGCACAAAAACGAGAUAUGCAUGUUCAGCCACCCUUAUCACGGACCGUCAUCUCGUAACCGCUGCUCACUGCUUGCCUAGGAAGCAACAAGCUGUUGCCGUAAGUUUGGGAGAUUGGAACAUUGAUUCACCGGAGGAGUGCUACGGCGGAGUGUGCCCGGACCCACCCGUGGAGAUUGAGAUAGAGUCCAUCGUCAAGCAUCCGGCUUAUAAAGCGCCGAACUAUACAUUUGGUGAUAUCGCCAUUUUAAAGCUGAAACGGCCUGUCACCUUCACAGAUUUCAUACAACCCAUCUGCCUGCCUACCACGGAAUAUAUCAAGAUGCAGGACUACACACACAAUAGCGUGUAUUGGACGGCUGGCUGGGGAGUUACUGAGUUUGGUGAUGCGUCAAUGGUUAAACGGAAAGUUGACAUUGAAGCUGUGCCAAUGGACGUCUGUCGCGCUGCUUUACCCUACAUCCCAGAAUCUUCUUCACAAAGCUUGAUAUGCGCUGGGGGCCGGCAGGGCAAAGACUCUUGUUCGGGUGACUCGGGCGGUCCUCUAAUGAGGGAAGUUAAGGAGAAUUAUAAAGCGAACUGGUUUCUCUAUGGUGUAACAAGUUUUGGAAGUAAACGUUGUGGCUCAGCGGGUAUACCUGGAGUAUACACAAGGGUCACUGUGUAUAUGGACUGGAUACGCAACAUUGUUCAGACUUGAUUAAUUAUCUCUACCCAACUUGAAUGAACUUUAAAUCUAUUGUAAUUCUAACUUUAUACCAGCUUUUGACUUAUCAAAGCUGCGAAGAUUAAAAAGGACAAGAAAUUGGAUGUCCAAAUCUGAAUGUUUAUGCUAAAGAGAGAUUUCCGAUGUAAGAACGAAUGUUUCCUCGAUAGAUUUUAAUAAGUCGAAGUUUUUGAAAACUUAAGCCUUAAGAAUACGUCUAAGACAACAUAUUCUUCCGCUGUGCAACUAUAAUUGCAAAUUUUAGCAACGAAACGAAGGUAAAUAAAUGACAUGGAAUAUAAUUUACUAGAUGAAAAAAGUAUAAGUCACAACUCGAGUGAUAUUGUUGGAACUUUGAAUAAUUUGGGGUUCAUCCCUGGUUUUCAUUCAUUAAUGAAUAAUCAUGUGUAUUUAAUCUUGACACGAGAAGGUAACGGAAAAAUAGGGCUAACGUUGGUAUGGUGCUUAUUCAGUAUUAUAUAGUAGUAUUAUUGUCAUUUCUUAUUGAUGCUCUGGUACUGCCAUGUCGUUUGAGUUGAGGUGUGAACUUAUUUCAAUAUAAAAGUCUCUUGCUUAUUUCCAAAUCCAACGUUUGUUAGAUAGGACUCGAGCAAUAUUUGGUGCUUUCACACAUUGUGAGUAUACUGUCAUAUAUAAUUUAACUGUGGAAGCACGAUGGGUCUGCAUUAAGUAGUGAGAAUGAUAUAUAAUAUAAAAGUCUCUUGCUUAUUUCCAAAUCCAACGCAUGUUAGAUCGAGCAAUAUUUGGUGAUUUCACACUUCGUGACUAUACUGUCAUAUAUAAUUAAAACUGUGGAAGCACGAUGGGUCUGCAUUAAGUAGUGAGAAUGAUACUGCUUGGUAAAAAAAAGAUAUUUAUUACUCUGCGGCCUUUUAAACUGUCGAGGUAUUAUAUUAAAGGUUUCGCCAUAUAGCGGACGGGACGGCGACGCGACACUGGCGUGAAUAACCGAGUGGUUACGUACUACAGUGCCGUCGUGCAAAGCGUGACGUUCUGUUUGACGUGCUCUAUAUUAACUAGUGGAUCACGAGCAUACAAAAGUCAGACAUACCUUAUUUUAUAAAUAUACAGUAUGCUCUCAGUAUUUCCCAUAACUGUAGGGUUAUGUGCCUUAAAGAAAAUGAAUUAGAAAUGUCUUGAACUUUUUAGGUAGGCCACGCCAAGACGUGAGCAGUGAGCAGGCAGUAAGUAAUGAGCAGGCGAUUUGAUCAUCGUAGGGGAGGACUUUGACGAGAAUUUACUCGUAUGUUACCAAAAAGUUACCAUACUUAAGAGUAAGAUGUAAAAAGGAAGGUAGGAGAAAAUAUACGAGUGCGUUUGGUGCAAGCCUUCUAACGGUCGUUUUCAAUAACCUAUCUAUCCGCCAUUUCGCUUACCAAAGUUAAGAAAAUCGAUCUUUCUGUUCUAAUCUGCUUUUCAACCUUCUGGCAGAGAGUUUGACUAUGUAAAGAUAGUUUGACUGUUACUGAUAAUCGAGGAUAGCUAUCUAUCCGUAAUCUUGGGUAGAUUAUUGAGAACGGAUGUAUGACACUCGAAUCCUUUAGUUCGCAUCGUAACCAUAACGCAAUCGUGACGUCACUUGUAUUUGCAGUUAUUUGACUUGAUGAUUCACAUUUUUGUAAUGCAAAAUUCCAUAUUUCGAUUUUGCAACCGUUUAGAAGGAAAGUUACAUAUAUUUUUGGUUUAAAUAUCGGUUAUAUACUGCCCUCCAAGAUUUAUAAAUACAAUAUUUUUAAAGUAUCUUUUAUAUACUUGUUUUUAGUUUUAUUUAAAACUUAAGAGCCGAAAAGACAGUCUGUAAAAAACAUACAUAUGAUUUAUUGCAAAAUUGACACUAAGCAAUAAAGUUAAGUAAAUCAAGAUGGCAGCUAAAAAUAUACAAGGUGUCCCGUAAAUAGUACGACAUAUUCUACAGGGUGUCGGCUGACAUCAAGACCUACUGUAAUAACGCAAUAUAUGUUAGCCGAAAUUUAACGCUUAAGUAAUUUUGCAGCACACUAAUCUGCACUGAAGGUAGGGGUUUUUGUAUUUUGUACAAAAAUCAAAAUCAAUAUAACUUAAAAACCGAAAAAUUUCGGCGACAUAAUAUUGCGUUAUUUUAGUAGGUCUUGAUGUCAGCUAGCACCUUGUAAAGUAUGUCGUAAUAUUUACAGGACACCCUGUAUAUAAUAAUUUACCUUUUUUUAUUAUAUAUUAUACUUUCAGCUUUUAUAAAAUAAGGUCUAGUUUCGACAGGCUCUCUGUUUAAUGGUUAAUAUUUUAUUUUAAAAAUAAAUUAUACGUUCUUAAUUAUGUGUAAAUAAUAAUUAUCAUAAGUAUUUAUGAAUUAAUUUUAUUGUAUAAAAUAGUCGGAUACACUAAACUUUAAAUGUUAAUUUUGAUUCUAAAUUAAUAAAAGAGGAAAUAUAACUUAUAAGUCGCUCUAGCCAUGUUACAUAUCGGUUCCAUUACUACAAACGAUUCGUUACUACUUCGUUAUCGAUACGUCACGUGAUCAACCUAUCAUCGGAUACGUCACACCCAUACCUUUUCUAAUUUCCGAAGUGUUAGCUAUUGUAGAAAGAAAAUCGAUAUCAUGCCAAGAUUAUCAACACCUUGACUAGACUUUUUAUUUACAUAGUUUUUCGCCAUAGAGCACAGAAUAAUCUAUUUCUAUGUCAUAGAGUAAUAAAAAUAUUUAUUUUACUUUAUAUAAAUUGUACGUGUUUCCGACUUAAGUCGUUAAUCAGUAUUACCAGUAUUUAUACGUUUUGUAGUUGUAAGCUAAUAAGUCACGGUUAAUAAAAUAUAAGAAAUAUUUUAAAUCCAACAA